Molecule: messenger RNA, 4304 nt
Organism: Micropterus dolomieu (smallmouth bass)
Lineage: Eukaryota; Metazoa; Chordata; Actinopteri; Centrarchiformes; Centrarchidae
Gene: nuak2
Product: NUAK family, SNF1-like kinase, 2
Exons: 6
Coding region: 117-2111 (664 amino acids)
Biological process (GO): intracellular signal transduction; microtubule cytoskeleton organization; protein phosphorylation
Cellular component (GO): cytoplasm
Molecular function (GO): tau-protein kinase activity; ATP binding; protein serine/threonine kinase activity
Source: RefSeq, a predicted model, not a curated record
UUGUGUACCUGCUGCUAGUAGGUCUCAGCUCUGCAGAGAGGACGGACACGCUCGCGGUUUGGAGUCAGAUGUUUCGGACUCUGUCUCCAGCCUUUAGUUUUUAAAGUAGUUAUCUGAUGUGUAAAUCUGGAGACAACUUGCUCCAACAUAGGACAGUGCUGCACGCGAAGGAAUGCGUGUUGUUAACAACGUCUGAAAAUACAGGCCAGAAAAAACAGCAGCGUGUGGUCAGGAUGGACGGCGUAAGUGUUGCCCGUGUUUUGUCAAACUGCAGGCCGUACGUUGCCGGAGUUUCACCCGAUGAAAACACUCCGGUUGGGAAGGCUCCGUCCCAGCUGUGCGUGAAAAAGCAAGCCGUGAAGAGACACCAUCACAAACACAACCUGAAGCACAGGUACGAGUUUCUGGAGACUCUCGGGAAGGGAACCUAUGGCAAGGUGAAGAAAGCCAAGGAAAGAUCCGGUAAACUGGUUGCCAUUAAGUCGAUCAGAAAGGAGAAGAUCAAGGAUGAGCAAGACCUGGUUCAUAUUCGCAGAGAAAUUGAGAUCAUGUCCUCACUCUGCCAUCCGCACAUCAUCACCAUAUAUGAAGUAUUUGAAAACAAAGACAAAAUUGUGAUCGUGAUGGAGUACGCCAGCCGAGGGGACCUGUAUGACUACAUCUGUGACAAGAGGACCAUCUCUGAACGCGAGGCCAGGCACUUCUUCAGGCAAAUUGUAUCAGCUGUGCACUACUGCCAUCAGAAUGGGAUAGUACACCGGGACCUGAAACUGGAGAAUAUUUUACUAGAUGGCAACGGCAAUGUGAAGAUUGCAGACUUUGGCCUGUCGAACCUCUACCAUGGUGAUGAGUAUCUUCAAACCUUUUGCGGCAGCCCUCUGUAUGCUUCUCCAGAGAUUGUCAAUGGACGGCCGUACCAUGGGCCAGAAGUGGACACUUGGUCUCUUGGUGUGCUGUUAUACACGAUGGUUCAUGGCACCAUGCCAUUUGAUGGACUCAACCACAAGACACUGGUCCAACAGAUAAGCACCGGAAACUACCGGAAACCGAACAACCCUUCUGAUGCAUGUGGGCUUAUCCGCUGGAUGCUGAUGGUAAAUCCUGAGCGCAGAGCCACAAUAGAGGAAAUUGCAGGACACUGGUGGCUCAACUGGGGCUACCAGCAGCCAUUACUGGCUGAGACAAAGAACAGUCUAGUAGAGCAGACCGCUUCACCAGCCUCUCCCUCAAUAUCACACCCUGCUGGGGUUUCUGGUGUUGCUAGUUGGCUUCGCCGCACAUCCAGGCCUUUACUGGAGAACGGCUCCAAGAUGCGCUGCCUGCUCCGCUCACAGGGCUGUGGAGGGGAUGUAGUCCGGCAGCGCUCUCUGCGAAGGUCCCGAAAGGAAAACAAUGUCUCCCAGACUGGUCAUGAAGUAAGCACAGACAGUCGCCCCUCUAAGGGUAUUUUAAAGAGACGCAGCAGUGUAAAGCAGAAAGCAGUGAAUGAAACCCCUGCUGUAGGGUCAGCGGAGCCACAGAAGAUUUUGGGUUUGUCUGCCCCAGCCAAUGCCCCUUCAGCAGCAUUGCAGCCCCGCAAAGGCAUCCUAAAGAAGCCCACAGAACAAGAGUCGGGUUACUACUCCUCGUCUCCCGAGAACAGUGACUCUGGCUGGGCACUUCAAAGUAAAGAGUGCCCCUCAGCACCAACCUAUACUAAAGGCAUCUUGAAGCGCAAUGGAAAGUUCUCGUCAGGUGGACUGCAGGAGUUUGGCUCUCUGGACCAGCUGGCAGCUUCUUUACCCUGUGGAGGCGCCAGGUCAAGACCGAGUGGGGCCAUCAGUGAGGACAGCAUUCUGUCUUCUGAGUCCUUUGACCAGCUGGAUCUACCGGACCGUGUAGGACCACCAACAAAAAUGGAUAAACAAGCCAAGGCUAGCAUGAGAGGAUGCGUGUCUGCUGACAACCUGCUGGACAUCCAGGAAGACGGGAUUCUUGGAGAUGGGUCACUGAGGCCCUGGAACUACUACAAGUCUGAUAUGGCUGACAGUGCCUUUUCCAUCACAGACUGUGAUAAUGUAACAGAGGCUUACAAACAGGCCAUUGUUAUAAGAGGCUCUGCAGCAAGCUGAAGACCAGUAAUUAGUUAAGGACUUGGUUUUUCAGUCUGAAUUUUUAAUUGACUGUAAACUACUGAAGACACGGUAGCCAGGACACUGCAGUGAUGUUUUUUUUUUUUGGGGGCUAACUUCAGGAAUUACACAGUGCCAAAAAAGGGAGACUUCUUGUUAAACUUCAGAUUGUAUUUUAGAUGGCGAUUGAGAAAGGAUACUUAUAUGAGUUUAUAAAAAGUGUGCCAUUUGAGUAAAAUAACAGCAUUUUAUCAGUGCUGCAGUUGAAAAUGUCCAUUUCAGAGAUCCUCAGGAGAGGAGAGCUGCCGUUGGUCAAUCAGGAGCUCUAAUUUUCAACAUGAGAGCUUACUAUCAAACGUGUAGUUAAUGCAAAAAGUCAUCCUGAAACCAAAACAAUGGUCUUCAAUGUCAUAAAAUAAGUAUGUAGAACACUUUGCUCAUAAACUAGGAAACAGUGACAGUAGGGCUAUUGUAUGAAUAUUGCUUAAGCCACAAAGUCGAUGUCUUUUAUUGUCCAAGGGACAGUUUGAGAAAGUGUUUGACUUAACAGCUCUUUGGAUUCUAGCUUUGUGAUGGAUAAACGCAAGGUUGACAAAUGAUCAGCUACUAUAACCGCAAUAACACAGGUUCAAUGUUAGGAUGGGGGUCAUUCUUUACCAAUAUACUACAGCGUUGAGUGUGUUUUUUUAGGAUGUGGGGAAAAUGACAUUUCAUGGAUACCAAAGAGCAAAUGUGCUAAUGUUGUUGGACUUUUUUGUUCAUCAUUAUUUAAAGCACCAGCAAAAAGUGCCAAGGGGACGUUUGUUUAUUUGAAACAGGGACUUUUUUUUUUGUAUGGUUUUGUUUUUCUUGUAAUGACUUGUUCUAAUUUUGGAUAAUGACUUGAAUAAUAACCAUGACACGCAUGACUCACAAGCGUAACCAGUAGAACCUGCUUUUGCUCCCAAGGCUGCGCUGAUACAAGUGCACAGGUGGCCACUCACUCUCUGUAUGCACGUGGCAAUUUCACAGAAAAGGUGGGGCUCAUUUAGUCAUUUAAGUGUUUUGUGAAGGUCACAUGUUGAAAUUUGAAAAACAGUAACGUGUGUUUUGAGAGUGAACCACGAGCGCCAGCUAACUACUGGAUGCUGUGUAUAAUGUGGCAGAUGCUUAAUGUAUAACCUUUCAACUGGCUUUUCAAGAUCAGUCAUGGAGAUCAGGUGUACUGAACUUUAUAUUUUAAAUUAAAAUGCAGACGCCUGGGGUGGAACAGUAUUUCGCAAAGCUGGAUUAGAAGUUUAACCAUCUAACUGUUAAAAAGAAAAGUACAAUAUUACAUCCUUGUGACUCAAACGGUAAAAACAAAGCGUAUAUAGUAGCUUUAAAAGUAAAAUCAUGAAUAAUGCAUGCUGCUGACGAUCAUUAAUUAAGUUUGACAAGAGAUGUCAUACCACGUUUUAUCGUUAUCUGGUUGACUUCCUAAUCCUGCUUAAUGAAAUACCUCUUGGUGGUCAGAGAAAGGAAUAUCAGUAUGUUGUUUGUUUCUGGAGUUACUUAAAUGGAUUGGCAUGCUUGGCAUUAAAUGACAAUAUCAAGCCUGUGCCUGGAAUAGCACUAUAUCAGACCAUCAACACCUGUUAACCACACAGUUUAUGUAUAAGCUGCUUCAUCUAAGUAAGCAUUGAGUUCUUGAAAGAAAUGUCGCACAAGGCCAUACCCAGAAGCUGCAAAACACUGGUGUUCAGAAACUGGAAUGUAAAAACUGUAUUUUCAGUUAUUAUGGUUAUUUAUGGUUAAUUUGGAAUUUCAUCAGGAAUGUAUGUAUACAAAACUAAACUAGUUAUUCCCUAAUUUCACCUGGAGGCUCUUGUCAUUCAUGUCACGGACAACUGGUAAUGUAUCACUGAAGUGUGACACAGAGGGGGGGGGGGAAAGUGGUCUAGACAGGUGUAAAAUGGAAUCGGUUUUUUUUCUCCUUUUCUUUUCUUUUUUUGUACAAUAUAAAGUGCAUUCGGCCAUUUCAUCACCAUCUUUCUCUCUCCCUUGUCACAGAAGUUUUAAGUAUGCAGGCCAUAUUCAUGUUUUUCUUUGACAGCAACAAAAACCGAGUUUGCCAAAGUUACUGGCUUAUCAUUUAUAUGACUGUGUGAUCUGCCAUGCUGUUGUGACCGGGAUGAGGAAAUCAAUUAAAAAAAAAAACCACAAAGAACUCAA